UAUUUUUUAACUUGAAAAUCAUACAAAAAAGGAAAAAAAAUGAAAAAUCAUAGUAAAAGAUGCGGUUUUUCCAAUGUAAAUAUCAAAAUGUGGUUGACCUUUCAAGUGUAAGAUGGAGUUAACAAGGAAUUGAAGAAAAAUAACAAGAGAAUAUGGAUGAUUCUAAUAAUAGCAUGAGGUUACACCUCCAAGAUCCAUACACUUUCUUUCCACAAUUCUCUCGAAUAUCCAUUUCCCAGGAACACCUUUUCCAAACCACCCCUCUAGUCGGAGACACUUCGCCCAACAAUCGCCACCACGAUACGCCGUCGGAAAUUGACGCCGGUAUCAUCCCACUCUCCUCUGCUCCCAUCCUCAUUCUCUCUCCUCCCGAUACCAACCAAGACGUUUUUCACACUCCUCCCGAGAACCCCUUGCUUCCCUCUUCCGACAUUGAUGUUCCUCACUCUACUGGUAAUCAGUCCGUCGAUGUCGACGCGGAGGCUCAGCUGUUCGUUGAUUUGGCUGGAGUUUCCCCGGAGAACUCGCGAUUUGUUGGUGGAGAUGGAUUGGCUGAGAUACAUUAUGGUGAAUUUAGGGUUUUGGAAAGGGAAAUUUCUGAAUUAGGUCAAGCUCCUGUGAAAAAAUUGAAAUUAGGUUUUGAUUCUUUGGGAAAUUCCAAUGCUGUGGAAUGUGAACAUGUGAAAGUAGAUUCUGUGAACAAUGAGGAUUUAUGCCAAGAAGCUCCUGUGGUUGAACACUCAGUCUUGGAAACCCAAGCUGUUCAAUUUCAAAAUGCUGAGGCUGUUGUAGAAGGUUCUGGAAUGCGCGAGGAUCCGGUGCUGCAAAUGCUGCAGAAAGAAUUGGAAUCUGGGAAGGAUAAAGGGAAACAAAAGUUUUCUGUUUUCGAUGUAUUGAAAGUUCUUUCCGAUAACAGUAAGGAAGAUGAAGAUGAAGAUGGUGAUGGUCUUACUGUGUUGGAAGCUGCAAAGCUUGCUGGUAUUACUUUUCCUCGACCAAGUUGGUGGCCGGAUCAUUAUGUAUCGAAAAUAUUCAAUUUCGAUGAUGAUCAGGUCAAAAAGUAAAGGAGACAACAUAGAUGAUGCUUUCAUGGUGAAUUCUCAGUAGUAGUAGUAUCUAUGGUUGUACUCGAAAUUGUGUUUUGAUUAUUAACCCAUGAUUAUAAUUUGUAUGGUAGGACUAUAGAAUUUCUAACAUGUUUUGAAUGUUGUGUAUCAAUGGUUUGUAACUAAGGUUUAGAAGUUAGUAUCAACCAACCUCCUUGUGAAUAAUAAUUAAUCUAUCAUGUUUUGAAUCUUGUUUAUCACUUGUAAAUGUGGUUCACAAUUUAUAUUGGUAUCAACUUCUGUGUGAA
Messenger RNA from Lathyrus oleraceus (garden pea), 1354 nucleotides. RefSeq lists its product as uncharacterized. The transcript has a single exon. Lineage: Eukaryota; Viridiplantae; Streptophyta; Magnoliopsida; Fabales; Fabaceae. The coding region runs from base 153 to 1064 and encodes 303 amino acids. The record is from RefSeq and is a predicted model, not a curated record.